Molecule: messenger RNA, 1731 nt
Organism: Amoebophrya sp. A25
Lineage: Eukaryota; Dinophyceae; Syndiniales; Amoebophryaceae
Source: the annotation of a GenBank genome assembly
AUGUUGAUCAGGCACACCGGAUAUCGCUGGGAUCACCCUCCCGGCGAUCUUGGCAUACAAAACCCAGUGGUUGAAUACUGCCCAAAGCUAAUGACGCUACUAUCUGUUGAGAGUCGAGUGAGACCGAAAGGCAUAUAGACCACUCACGUACCUGGGUGACUUUUAAGCAUUUUGGUGAUCCGCCACGCGCCUUUUGGAAGCUGCUUGGGGUCGAGAGUUUUCUGGAGUUCUGUUAUGUGUGAGACGAGAGACGGGAAACUGUUUACGGAGAGUUUUUGAACAAAAAGAAGAAGGACGCAAGAAUAGAAAAAUUUCAGAUCUUGCGCGCCGAUUAAUUAAAAGAGAGAGAGCGUCACAUCGCUCUCCCUCGCCGAUUCUUUCACCUCCCGCCCGCUCUUAGCAGAGAAGUGGCUACGAGGCAUAAGGUAGCCCCUUGCUUGGGUAGGAGUAAGCCCUCCGGUUUCUGUUUUUCUUUUUGGUCAUUUUUUGGCGAUCGCGGAACGCAGUUCAGGACGCACGGGGCGAAGGAGGGAGCACGAGGGGGCGAAGAUAAGAAAAACUAGGUUGGAGUUCCCUCAACAGCGACAGCUUAUGUUGUGCUUAGGGCUUUAAGCCAGUAGAAACUUACUCUUAGGAUUUCACUUGCGCAUUACUUAGUCAAGAGUAAGCAGGGUUGGCGGCCCUGCCCUCGUGCCUUGAAGGCAGGCGCAUAAGAGUGGGACGGUUGGCAGCUGGUGGCGGUUUAUCUGAAACAUCUAAUCCGCCUCCUCUGCCCCUAGUUUUUCAUCAUUUUCAAAUCGGCGGGUUCGUAGGCAAUUAGUGCAUCUGUAAUAUAAGGCGCCUAAUGCCCUCCGCCUGCCGCCGGUUUGCGAACUGGAUAAAACUGGGAUCACCCUUCCGGCGGUCUUGGCAUCCUUUUUAGAUCGGCAGGCUCGUAGGCAAUUAGUGCACAGUAAUAUACGGAGGUAAUCGGACUCCACCUUACGCCGGUAGGCAUUUAUGUCUAGUUGUUCAUUUGUCAGUUGAUUGCGCAUUAGUCAAGAGUUAGCAGGGUUGGCAUCCCCUGCGCUCGUGCCUUGAAGGUAGGCGUAUAAGAGUGGGACGGUUGGCAGCCGGUGGCGGUUUAUAUAAGACUUUUAACUCACCUCCUUCACCCCUAGGGUUCAUCCGUUUAAAAUCGGCGGGUUCGUAGGCAAUUAGUGCGCAGUAAUAUAAGGAGGUAACCGGACUCCACCUGCCGCCGGUUUGCGAACUGGUAAAAACUGGGAUCACCCUUCCGGCGAUCUCGGCAUACAAAAAAAAAAUGUUGGCCUGGGUGGGGCCCAUGAAUGAGGGAUCCGAUUUAGUCAUUGUUUCGCUUGGUUUUGGGGUUAUCAGAGAAAUGUACCAUACUUUGUUAGACAAGCUAGCGGGAUAAUCAUUCGACAAGCCGUUUGCACAGAGGAAAAAUGUAUAGAAAUGAACUCAUUCUUACCUGAGGGAGGGAAGAACAAGCAUCUCACCCUCGAAAAUGUAUACCAUAGUUGCUCAUCUGAUGGGUUUGGAUGUGUUGAGCUACGAUCUAGUAUGUAUAAGAAUAUAGAAAUUCAGAUUGAUUGUCACUCCAAUAGUGUAGUAAAUCGUCCGGGAAUACCGGUUUGUAAAUUCGUGAAACGAGUCUGCGACAGACCGCAUGCUAUACAACAGCAUACGCGCGAUACAGAAGAGCCAAAUCGAACGCAGGCACAAAGU